Molecule: messenger RNA, 2785 nt
Organism: Ornithodoros turicata
Lineage: Eukaryota; Metazoa; Arthropoda; Arachnida; Ixodida; Argasidae
Product: prestin-like
Exons: 19
Coding region: 304-2613 (769 amino acids)
Biological process (GO): transmembrane transport
Cellular component (GO): plasma membrane
Molecular function (GO): oxalate transmembrane transporter activity; chloride transmembrane transporter activity; sulfate transmembrane transporter activity
Source: RefSeq, a predicted model, not a curated record
CACGAGCGCGGAGUGUGACCUUCAACAACAACAACGUACACUAUUUAUCGGCCACCAUGAGUCUUCCGCAUGAGUGGAGAGGAUGCUUAUCGGCUGCUGUUUGUCUGCCGGGAAUGUACUGGCUUGCUUGAGACGUACUUCACGAUCCCACUGGACUGCGCCGCUCGUCGGCCAUCUGCCCGUGUACCGCUGCACUUGUGUCACGUUUCUCGUGGGCGACAUCAAUCCUCAGCACGUGCUCUCGAGCUGGACACUGAGCGAAUUCUCGUUCGUAUUCUGGAUGUUUGAUCGUGCGAGCUCUUCAUGGCGGGAGACAAACGAAGCAAAGAUGACGAAACGCGUUACCUGCUGGACUCGAAUCGCGAGGGAACUGGUGGAGGCGACGGGGGCGGUGGAGAAAACAGUGGAGGCGGAACGUCGCCAUCAGAUCGUUGUUUAUCACGUAGGGGCCACAUAAACCGCAGCUUUAGCAUGGCCGAAGAAGGCUACGGCGCCAUCGAGCGCUCGUCGGAAGGCAUCCACGAGCCAACACUUUCCGGAUCCACCGUGGUUUUACCCUGGUGGAUCAUGAACGACGCCAAGGACCUCAGUUCAACGAACAACAAUGUUGAUACAACGAGGCCGCGGAUCCGGAUCCACCGUCAAGCCAUGAACCAAGAAGACAUAGUUAAACAAUUUGGGGAUGACUUUCCCGAUUCUACUGUUGUGCAAAAGGUGAAACGAAAAGUGUUGUCCUGCUGCAUGUGCACUCCUGUAAGCAUCCUGUACUCCAUCUUCCCAGUGCUGCAAUGGCUUCCAUGCUACUCCUUUAGUCAGUACUUUGUCAAAGACAUAAUGGCUGGUAUCACAGUCAGCAUCAUGCACAUACCACAAGGCUUAGCCUAUGGCGUGCUAGCAGGUGCAGGAGCCAUCAAUGGUCUGUACGUGUCAGCUUUCCCAGGACUCGUCUAUUUUCUUAUGGGGACGUCCCGUCACGUAUCAGUAGGAACGUUCGCUGUUAUAAGUUUACUUUCUGCGUCUGCGGUUUCGGAAAUGGGAGCAAUAACCCCCGAAGACUACCAGCAACUAGGUUUGAAUGGGUCUGAUUUAACGCUAGGGGACUCCACAAGUGACCCCAUUCCACUACAAAGUAUGGAAGUACUAACCGCACUGGCGUUCAUAGUAGGAAUAAUUCAGAUUUUAAUGGGCAUGUUACACUUGGGUAUCUUAUCUAUCUUCAUGUCUGAGCCAAUGGUUUCUGGCUUCACAACGGGUGCGGCUGUGCAAGUGAUACUGUCCCAACUUAAAGGCCUCUUUGGUAUCAACGUACGACAGUAUAGCGGUCUCUUCAAGUGCAUAUAUACAUUCGCGGACGUGAUAAAACUGCUGCCUACAACGAAUCUGGUGACCUUGGCCAUUUCCAUCGCAGCGAUGGCGGCGUGCAUCGUGGUCCAUGAGUGCAUCAAUGCAAAGUACAGGGCGAAACUCAAGAUGCCCGUUCCUAUUGAUCUCAUUGUGAUAAUCAUCAGUACAGCCGUCAGCUACUUCGGUGACUUUUCCAAUAUGUACGGGGUACGAGUCAUGGGAUUUGUUCCCACUGGGUUCCCAACGCCAGAAAUCCCGCGUCUGGAUCUGAUACCGAAACUGAUUUUGAAUGCAUUUGUAGUAGCCAUAGUCUCCUUCACGAUAGCCCUUUCAAUGGCCAAGCUCUUCGGCAAGAAGCACAAGUACCAAAUAGACCCGAACCAAGAACUGAAAGCCAUUGGAGCAGCCAACUUCGUCACUUCCUUUCUAGCUUGCUAUCCUUGUGCUGUGUCGCUGUCUCGGAGCUCAGUACAAGACAAGGCUGGUGCCCAAACACAGGUUUCCAGCGUGAUAUCAUCUAUAGUGGUAAUAGUUAUAAUGUUGGUUGCAGGGCCACUCUUCGAAACCUUGCCGAAGUGCAUUUUGUCAGCUGUGAUUAUAGUCGCUCUCAAGGGCAUGAUCUUCCAAGUACGAGAUUGCUAUCAUACCUGGCAAGUGUCAAGGCUCGAUGCGCUGACAUGGAUCAUUACGUUCCUCUCCGUUGUCCUACUCGACAUCGAUGUCGGGAUUGCGGCUGGAAUUGGUUUCUCCGUCGUAACCGUUAUUCUAAGAACACUAGUGCCUUACGUCGCCUUCCUUGGGCAGGUUCCCAAUACCGAUAUCUACCUUGAUGUAAAGAGGUACAAAAAGGCGCAAGAAAUUCCGCGGGUGAAGAUCUUCCACUUCAGCUCUGCCUUCUACUUUGCCAACCGAGACGUGUUCAAGAACUCCCUCAUGGAAGUCAUCAUAGGCAAUCAUGACGAGACGAGCAGUUUACUGAAGCCGCAAGAAAAGUACGACUCCGUAGAUGACGAAUCUGUCCUGGCGGUCAUUUUUGACUGCUCGGCGUGUGUCUACAUAGACUCUUCGGGAAUAGAAACGUUGCGAGAGAUACUGAUGGAAUUGCGAGAUUCUAAUAUAACUGUCUACUUUGCCUGCUGCACUGUGCCCAUGUACAAAGUGCUGCUACGAUCGAAGCUCCUAGAGUUGUUCUCGAAACCCAUCGUAUUCCCGACCAUCCACGACGCCGUGCUGCACCUGCCGGCUCAGGUGCCAGUCCCACCCUUGUGAACGCUGCCACAACGACAACGGACGCCCACCACCUCAGUGCCAUCACCUCAAAGGACAUACACAAUUUUUUGCAGCUGUUUUGUACAUAACGACGUCAUUGUAUAGAUUCAUUUGCUUUUAUUUCUUUAUAUAUAAAUAUAUAGAAAAAUAUAAAUAUAUUUUUAAUGCUAAA